Molecule: messenger RNA, 1501 nt
Organism: Vicia villosa (hairy vetch)
Lineage: Eukaryota; Viridiplantae; Streptophyta; Magnoliopsida; Fabales; Fabaceae
Exons: 3
Coding region: 215-1213 (332 amino acids)
Source: RefSeq, a predicted model, not a curated record
AGUCAUAGUAUUCAUUCACAUUCAAACCUUCACCUCGAAGCCAUCACCAAACCAAACUCAUAAACAAUUGCUUCUCCCUCACACUUUCUCUCACGUUCGGUCGGUAUUGCUAUAAACCAAAUCACAGUGUCGUUUUUAGUUAGUUAGUUAGUUACUUUUUCACACUCCUAAUUUUCCUCUAAUUAUCUUAAUCCAUUAAUUAACGAUAACACUAAUGGGGAACUGUUUCGUUAAGUCGGAGAAAUUAACGGCGGAGAUUGUACCUCGCGACGGCGCCAAAGUCUAUCCAACCGUCCGUUUAUACGGUUCACCAAAAAGCAUUCUCGCAGCUUACAUUCGUUUCGCGCUUCUUCACAAAUCCGUUUCAUUGGAUUUCGUUCCCUCCGAUGAAGCUCCGGCGAACGGUGUUCGGAGAGCCGACGUCGACGGAGAUGUCACUCUUCAGGUUGGAUCGGAAGUUGUUACCGGCUCACGCGAGACGUUGUUGCGGUUCAUUGACGCGCGAUUUCCGAGUCCGGUGGUUGUUGGUGGUGGUGGUACGGAGGAGGAAAAGGUGCCGGUGAUGGUGACGAUGAUGAGGCUGCAGCAUAAGAGUAUGUUGUGGCAUGUGGAGAGGGUUUUGAGGUGGGCGGAGGAUCUUGUGACACGUGGAGGGAAGAAGGCUGUUGAUCCUUCGAUUGGAACGCCGAGGAUGGAGAUAAGGAAAUUCGCUACGAGCUAUUCGGCGUUGUUGGAAGUUAUGAUGGAACAUGCUCGAAUGGAAGAGACUGUUCUCUUUCCGUUCUUUGAUAUUGCUGAUAGAGGGCUCACUAAAGCUGCAAAGGAGGAACAUGCUAGGGACUUGCCUCUCAUGAAUGGCAUCAAAGAAAUUAUUAAAUCGGUUGGUGUUUUGGACUCGGGGAGCCCGGAUUCUCGAGAGGCCUUGAACAAUCUUUCUGCCCGCCUCAAGUUAUUGCAAGGGCAAACUAAACAACAUUUUAAGGAAGAGGAAGUGGAAUUACUUCCAUUAAUGGAGGCAUUGGAGUUAAGCAAAGAGCAAGAGGAGAAUGCAUUAGAUCAAUGCUUUGAUGUGAUGCUUGAAACACAUGGUCGAUUACUAAAGUUUUUUCUUGAAGGGCUUCAACCUCGUGAUGCUAUGAAGUAUUUGGAUUUUAUUAGCAUGUGUAGGAACAAAGAGAAAAUGGAAUCAAUGCUCAUGAUGAUACUUAAGUGAAAACCUUAGUUGUAAGUUCAAUCAUUAUACACAUGGGUGAGCUGUGAAGCUUGCUUUGUCUAUAGAUGUAAAAUGGUUUUUGUGUUUUGGUCUGUUUUUCUAGAGGAAGCACCCAACACUGCACAUGUGUAGACUUUCAUACUUUAGCUUUUGUUGUGGUCCGAUGCAUUCUUCUUGAACCUCCUAUCUAUGUAGCACCCGAUACGACACUUUACAAAAAUAAGUCGAGUGUCCAACACAACAUAUACACAAAUUUCAUUAUCUAAUCGUAAAUUAUUACAUGUCAAA